Corticium candelabrum is the source of this 1795-nucleotide messenger RNA. Its product is annotated as putative phospholipase B-like 2. Gene Ontology annotation, molecular function: glycerophospholipase activity. The transcript is spliced from 11 exons. Gene Ontology annotation, biological process: phospholipid catabolic process. Gene Ontology annotation, cellular component: extracellular region. Bases 24 to 1664 code for a protein of 546 amino acids. NCBI's taxonomy places the organism in Eukaryota, Metazoa, Porifera, Homoscleromorpha, Homosclerophorida, Plakinidae. The record is from RefSeq and is a predicted model, not a curated record.
UUUGUCACGUGACUGCUGACAAGAUGUGGACGCUUUGCUUGUUUGCUCUGUUAACGGUUGUCGCUUCUGACACGGAGAGGAGUGGAUGCGUAUAUUACGAGCGUUCGAGUGGCAGUUACUCUUUCAAGUCUGGUGUCGAUUCCGCAGCUGUAGCCUGCGCAACAUUAGUGGACGAGAUCUCUACAACAGGAUGGUCAUACCUUAAGGUUGUAACGAAUGAGAAUUACGAUGAUUAUGUGCAGGCAUUUGCUGCUGGCUACGUAGAAAGUUACUUGACGUUUGAGCUGAUUCACAAUCACUGGCUAAAUACCCAAUCUCAGUACUGCAAUAAGCCUUCUGAGUAUUGCUCAAAGCUUAGUGAUUUUCUUGAUAAGCAAGAGCAGUACAUUCAGGGUGAGCUUGAUCGUUGUGAAGCCACUGAUAGCUACUGGCAUCAGAUUGGACUUGCUCUUACACAAUUGAAUGGCAUUAUUGAGGGAUAUGGAAAUGCUACAAAUGGAAUGGAUGGUUAUGAAAUUUCACGUCGAGGAUUUUUGCUAUUAAACAUUGGAGGUGAUCUUGAAGAUCUUGAGACAGCUCUAGGAGCUCCUAGUGAAGAAUCUUCACGUGUUGUAGGAGGUGGUUCCUGCUCUGCACUCAUCAAAUUUUUGCCUGACAUGUCUGAUGUUUUCGUUGGUCAUGACACUUGGACUGAUUUCACCACAAUGCUUCGUAUAUACAAACUGUACAAUUUUUCAUUUCACGCAUUUAACGGCGGAACAAAUGAUUUUAUUCCUGGACAUCAAGUUUCUUUCUCAUCAUACCCGGCCACAAUCUACAGCGGUGAUGACUUCUAUAUUCUCAGUUCUCAUUUGGUUACCAUAGAAACAACUAUUGGCAAUUCAAACGACAAAUUAUGGCAUUUUGUACAGCCAGUAGGUCAAGUAUUAGAGUGGCUACGUAAUAUUGUUGCCAACAGACUAGCAAAUACUGGUGAAGAAUGGUGCAAGCUAUUUGCUAGAUACAAUAGUGGAACAUACAACAAUGAGUGGAUGAUUGUCGAUUAUAAACAAUUUGUUCCUGGCCACAAAGUGCAAAGUGAUACUCUGUGGGUUCUCGAACAGAUUCCUGGUUACGUUGAAUAUCAUGACAUGUCGCAUGUGCUGAAUGAGAAAGGAUACUGGGCAAGCUACAAUGCUGCAGCAUUUCCCGACGUGGCCAACAUGAGUGGAAUUCCUCAGCUGGUGGCAAAGUACGGAGACUGGUUUACUCAUGACAAAACUCCUCGUGCAUUGAUCUUUGCAAGAAAUCAAACAGACAUCACUGAUAUGACAUCAAUGUACAAGUUGAUGAGAUACAACAAUUUCAAAGACGAUCCUUUAUCUCGUUGUGACUGCAAUCCACCUUACAGUAGCGAGAAUGCUAUCUCCGCUCGUUCCGAUCUCAAUCCAAAGAAUGGUACCUACCAAUUUGGUGCUCUAGGACUUCGAAAUCAUGGAGGAACAGAUUCCAAGAUCACAAGUUUCUCUAUGAGCAAGACAUUGAGUUGUUUGGCUGUGAGUGGUCCAACUCACGAUCAACAGCCAGUGUUCCAGUGGAGUACAUCACCCUUUAGUAAUGUCACUCACUUAGGAAUGCCUGACCGGUGGGACUUUGAUGCUGUGACAAUCCAUUGGGAAGGAUGAACAAGAAUUCCAAGCGCGAGUUGGAUCUUUACAAUUUUUGCUCCUAGGCACGUUGCGAUGUUUGUAGUUUGGUUUACCUCGAACAGCUGAUGUUUUUGCUAAGAAUAUAUAUUCAAUGAGUACUGUCUACA